AUGACUCUCAUUCCGGACGAGGUCCCUGCGACUCCGACCGCGACUCCGAUUCAGCGCCGAGCUCCCAUCCGACUACAUACACCUCAGACGCCGCGUGCAGUCCUUUUUGGCACCCCCGCCAUGCGCAACAGACCAAUGGCCUUUGCUAGAAGGGUUGUUCAGGACUCGAACGACAUAGAAGAGGAUGAAGAGGAGGAUGUCGAGAGUCGGGAGGCUCCGUUGAAGAAGGAUCUUGCGGCCGAACGAGUUGCAAUCAGAGCUGAGUGGGCUAAGCUGGAGGCAGCUCAGAGGCAGUUGAAGAUAAAAGAGCUUGAAGUGGCUCUUGAAUUUGCAAAGCUUGAAAACGCCAAGGCUGAAGUUGAAGGUGACCGUCUGAAGGUGGUGGAAAUGGCCAGGAGACUCGGCCGCAAGCUUGACGCCCUCCCGGACGGAGAGCAGGAGUGA
Colletotrichum chrysophilum is the source of this 444-nucleotide messenger RNA. RefSeq lists its product as uncharacterized. Bases 1 to 444 code for a protein of 147 amino acids. NCBI's taxonomy places the organism in Eukaryota, Fungi, Ascomycota, Sordariomycetes, Glomerellales, Glomerellaceae. The record is from RefSeq and is a predicted model, not a curated record. The transcript is spliced from 2 exons.